Molecule: messenger RNA, 954 nt
Organism: Saprolegnia parasitica CBS 223.65
Lineage: Eukaryota; Oomycota; Saprolegniomycetes; Saprolegniales; Saprolegniaceae
Exons: 4
Coding region: 1-954 (317 amino acids)
Biological process (GO): proteolysis
Cellular component (GO): extracellular region
Molecular function (GO): protein binding
Source: RefSeq, a predicted model, not a curated record
AUGAAGCUGCUCUCUUCCUACGUGGCACUGGCGGCCGCUGGCCUCUCUGCAGUCGACGCCGCCGAGUUUGUCUUCAACAACAAGUGCAGCUACACCAUCAACCUCUACGCCGCCCACGGCAAGCACCUCUGUGACAUCGCGCCCGGCCAGACGCGCGACAAGAGCUGCGGCGUCACCAUCUCGCACGAAAAGCCAGGCAUCUUUCGCCACACGGCGUCCGACCAAGUCAACCUCAUCGAGUAUGUGCUCAACGGGCGUCUGUGGUAUGACUUUAGCAACAUCCCGCCCAUGCCGGGCAACUGCAACAGCUUCCAGGACUGCAAGGAGAAGACCAAGGCUGUCGGCUUCAACGUGCCCAUGUCGCUGACGCCGACGCGUCACAAGGGCAAGGCCAACUGCAAGGCGCUUCUCGACGACAAGCCGGACGCGCCAGACGCCUACCUCUUCCCCGCCGACACCAAGACGCACGACUGCCCCGCCGACGAGGCCUUCGAGCGGCCUCGUCUCGGGCGUCCCGGCAUGGGCGUUGACUUUACGAACGGCGGCACCAACAACGACAUUGGCAACGGCCCGGUGUCGGGAUCGACAACCGAGCAGCUCGCGCAGUGCUGCGCGAUGUGCCACAAGAACGACAAGUGCGUCGCGUACUCGGUCGGCUACGGCUCGUGCUACAUGAAGUCGAGCGUCGGCGUGCCGCGUGUGAACGCGCACGUGUCGUCGGGCAUCAAGGGCGCGGGCCCGUCGAUCCAGUGGAAGCAAGAUUACUGGGGCAACGACAUUCGCGGUAUCGACGUGCCUGGGUCGGCGGUCGACCAAGCGACGAUGUGCCACAGCCUCUGCAAGACGACGUCCAACUGCGCCGGCUUCACCAUGAACGGCGGUCGCUGCUACCUCAAGAGCCAGCUCGCCAAUGGCUACAAGAGCGACACGGCGUACUCGGGCACCAAGAACUAG